AUGGCAUCUGACCAAAACUCAACAAAGUCACUCAGGAAACGCAGAAGGGCAUGCGACGCGUGUCAUAAGCGGAAAGUGAGGUGUGACGGAAUCCAACAAGGACAGACGGCUUGCACGUACUGUCUGAAAAGCAAUCGGGAAUGCACCUUUGAGAGCACGCCUCGCAAGUGGCCUCCCUCGAAAAACUACGUAGGAGGGCUCGAAGCCCGUGUGGAACAUCUCGAGCGUCUCUUAGCCAACAUCGCCCCCUGGCCGUCUUCAGGCCACGCGCUCCCAUGGGACGACGCGGGUAACAGCGCAGAGUCACCAGACGAGGACGAUAUUUCCGAAGACGACAAUCGCAACGAAUUCUUCACCAAUAUGCGGUUGCGGGGGUUCGGAGAGCUGCGCAUAGCAGACGAGGACGAUGGGUCCGGCCGCCCCGUCUCAGGAGGGCCGAGCAAGGACUUCUACCCACCGCAAUUCGAGCGCAAGCUACACGAACCCCGGUUCUUCCACGGCAAGACAAGCCACUUCAUGGUCGUACGCCAGCUUAACGAGCUCCUCGCUACUCGUGCACCGGAAGAAAGGCGUCUGUUCCAUAUCCGCCCCGAGUUCACGCGCGUACAUCCGAAUUCCUACUUCGAGGAAUCCGAUGUCAGCGAGAUGAACGUCCAGUGGCCUGAACCGGAUUUGGCCGACCAGCUCAUUCAGGGGUUCUUCGAUAAGUUCAACGCUGGGUUCCCGAUUCUCCAUAGGCCGACGUUCCUCAGGCAAUGGGCCGAUCCGGCCAAUCACACGAAACGCGAGUGGGCAGCUCUAGCCUUUGCCGUCUUCGCCUGUGGGGCUAAGACAAUUGAUGACCCGCGUACCAAGGCCUGGCCUAACGACAAGUACAAGCACUCCGCCGGCCUACCGUACUGGUACGAGAUGCGCAGGAUCGCUUACCCCCCUUACGCCCCGCCCACCCUCUGUCGACUGCAGACGACCGUCCUAGGCGGGCUGGCGAUAAUGGGCACGCCGAUCACGCCCUCUGCUGCGUGGGGACUGAUCGGGCUCGCCAGUCGGUUGGCCCAGGACGCGGGGAUACAUCGGCGCUCUGCUAGAAGACAGAGGGCCGACCCGUUCGAGUACGAGAUGCGCAAGCGCGUGUUUUGGGCGGCGUAUUUUAUGGAUCGGACUAUGGCGAGUUUCCUAGAUCGGCCACUAGCGUUCAGGGAGGAAGACUACGACGUCGAGCUCCCGCUAGAACUGGACGACGAGCAGCUGGACAACCUCCAAUAUGGAAGGAAAGUCGAGGAAGGAGAAGGCUGCCUGCACCUGGCAGCCUGGGUCUACCGACUCCGUCUCCUCCAGAUCUGCUCCCGCGCAUUGUCGACGCUCUACGCCGCACGCAACACCCAGCGUCCAGAUCUGGCAGAAUGGGAAAGAGUCAUCUUGAUCAACCUUAGCUCGGCGCUGAAUAGCUUGAGUGAGAUGCAGCCCGAAAAGCUCAAGUUCGACCCUGAGAAUCCGGAUGACACAGUGUUCUUACACACUGCACUGGUAAAUAUCCAAUAUCAGCUUACGCAGAUUCUUGUCUACCGUCCAUUUCUCCACCCAGCCAAGCUCGCGUUGCACGAAGACGUUCCCUCCUCGGCCGUGUGCUCCGGUGCUGCCCGCGCUCUCGCACACACCAUCAGCGGGUUGUACACUCGUGACUUGCUGAACGGGCGUACCCUCGAAACUGGUCUUUCCUCUUUCUCUGCGGGCACGCUCCUGCUUAUGGACAUGUGGCAGCGUCAGGAGGCCGACAGUAUCGUGGAAGUUGAGAAGUGCCUCGAGGCGCUCACGUACCUCGAGCAGACAUGGCAGAUGGGCGGUAUGGUCAGGGAUAUCCUGACGGGCUUGCUGCAGCUCACGAAAACGGCGAUGUACAGAUCGUCGGGAAAGAGGCGGAAGACGGGCGACAAUGCGGGCUCAGCAGGUUUCGCGGCCGGGGGGAGCGUCCCGCGUGGACCGAGCAUCGCCAGCUCUACAAGCUUAUCAAGCGGACCCAGCAUGACGGACGUGUCUAGCACUCUGUCUACCCCCGCGUACCCUCCUGCCACCCUUCAGCCGGCUCUGCAACCGAUCGUGCAUUCAAUCCAGCAACCCCUGGCGCCCAUGUUCCCCAAAUCCACACAGGUGUCGUUCGACACCACCGCUCUGCCCCAUCAACAGCUCUUCGACCCUAUAGUGCCUAUGCCGCUCGACGCUUCACAAGAACAAGGCCCUGAUUUCCUUACUCAGAUAUUCGCUUCUACCACUGUACCCGUCACGUCCGAUCCGGCAGCAGAACAAUACUCCUUGUUGGGUGAUGAGAUGUUCGACGCUAAUUUUACCGAGUGGUUGUCUGCUAUGCUCGGGGCGAGUCAGCAUGCAACCCCGCCGGACGCAACUGCAAGCUCGGGCGGUAGCGACACUUUUUCCCCGCCUCCGGGGUCUGGCCCUACCCCAGGGCCAGCGACGGCAACUACGGUGGACCAGAUGAACACAGAUGGCGUGCAGAAUAUGUUUCUUAAUACGUAUCAGGGGAACUAUGGAUUGUACUGAGAAAGGUGGAAGGAGAGGGAAAUGGUUCUAGCGUGGACUAAAAUGUGUUCAGCGAGUCAUCAAAUGAUGGCCUGAAGACCGUUGAUCUGGAAGGAUUCAUGUUUCCAUUCUUGUUUGUGUUCGUAUCUAGAUACCGGAAAUGCCCGGUUGUGUCUGUUAGGCUCCUCUUGUAGCUCAU
Messenger RNA from Dacryopinax primogenitus, 2731 nucleotides. RefSeq lists its product as uncharacterized. The transcript is spliced from 5 exons. The record is from RefSeq and is a predicted model, not a curated record. The coding region runs from base 1 to 2553 and encodes 850 amino acids. Lineage: Eukaryota; Fungi; Basidiomycota; Dacrymycetes; Dacrymycetales; Dacrymycetaceae. Gene Ontology annotation, biological process: DNA-templated transcription; regulation of DNA-templated transcription. Gene Ontology annotation, molecular function: zinc ion binding; DNA binding; DNA-binding transcription factor activity, RNA polymerase II-specific.